GACGCCGCCCCCGUGGCUUACUGGCAGCUGCUGGUAUCUUCCUAGAAACGGAACCAGCCCUCAAGCUUUGACCUUCUCUUCCACAAAACCAAAAACUCCACUUCUCACCUAAAAUCUUCAUCGCAAAAACGAACUCUUUCACAAGAAUAUAUAUUAUUAAAAAAUAAAAAUAAAAAAAAUCAUGAUUACAAAGCCACAAGAACCUCCCAACGUUGAAAAAGUUCUCAUCUUUGACCAGUCUUCAAAACCAGGAACAAACAAUAGAGAAAAGCAAAAACCCAAACUUUCACAGAAAAAGACCCGAAACCCAUUCUUUAUAUGCAUGGAAAAUCCUCGUUCUUAGAAUUUCUUCGCUGGGUUCUUAUUAUUUUCAAUUGGGUUUUAAUCCUUUGAUGAAAGUUUGAGGAGGAAAAAAAAAAAGUCUCUGAAAAUUAAAAAAAAAAAAAAAAAACUGAGUCUUUGAAUUUCGCAAAUGGCUAAGAAGUCCUCGACCGUGGCUCUGAAAGCCGCCCAGAACGCUAUUCAGUCCAUUGGGUUGGGGUACGAUCUCACCGUUGACUUGCGUCUCAAGUACUGUAAAAACUGCUCGCUUCCCGACCCUAGACUCAUCGCCGUCGACGACGAUCAGCUACGGGACAUAGCCAUUCCAGGCGGAUUUUGCAUUCCCCAUGUGCCCAAAUCCAUCAAAUGCGAUAAAGGGGAGCGGAUGAGGUUCGGCUCUGAUGUUCUUUCUUUUCAGCAGAUGUCAGAGCAAUUUAAUCAGGAAUUGUCUUUGUCCGGUAAAAUUCCAACGGGUCAUUUCAAUACUGCUUUUGAAUUUACUGGUGGUUGGCAAAAAGAUGCUGCCAACACUAAAUCCCUAGCGUUUGAUGGAGUUUCCAUCACCCUGUACAAUAUUGCCCUUGAGAAAUCCCAGGUGGUUUUGCGGGAUCAUGUGAGGCAAGCUGUUCCAUCUUCAUGGGACCCUGCUGCUUUGGCAAGGUUUAUCGAAAAGUAUGGUACUCAUGUUAUAGUUGGCGUGAAAAUGGGGGGAAAGGACACAAUUUAUGUGAAGCAGCAGCACUCGUCUCCUCUCCAACCUGCUGAGCUACAAAAAAAACUAAAAGAUAUGGCAGACAAAAUCUUCAUAGAUGGAAGUGGUCAGAACAGAAUGAAUUCUGAGAAAUUCAAUGAGAGAGAGAAGUUUAUGAAGGAGCAUUCACUUAGUAUCUCGGACACACUUCCAUCCAGCUCUUACUCCUGUAUAGAGUUGCAAGAUAUUAAAUUCAUGUGCAAGAGGAAAGGUGGAAACUUGAAUAAAAAUCUACUUCACAGUGACUGGUGCCAGACUGUUCAGUAUGAACCUGAUGUAAUCUCAAUGUCAUUAGUUCCUAUCACCUCUUUACUUAGUGGACUUAAUGGGAGUGGAUUUUUAACGCAUGCUAUUAAUCUGUAUCUUCGAUAUAAACCACCCAUUGAAGAGUUGCAUCAGUUUUUGGAGUUUCAACUUCCGAGGCAAUGGGCACCAGUAUUUGGUGAGCUUGCCCUUGGUCCUCAGAGGAAGCAGCAAAGUAAUGCAUCUUUACAAUUUAGCUUCAUGGGCCCUAAGCUCUAUGUUAACACAACUCCGGUUGAUGUGGGUAAGAAGCCAGUGACUGGCCUCCGAUUGUAUUUGGAAGGGAAACGAAGCAACAGCUUAGCAAUUCACUUGCAGCAUCUUUCAUCGCUGCCCAAGACAAUUGAACUUCGUGAUGAAGGUGGGGGCAACAUGUCUCGUCCAUCUUCUGAUCGUAGGUACUACGAAAAGGUUCAGUGGAAGAGUUUCUCCCAUGUCUGCACAGCCCCUGUCGAGGCCAAUGAUGAUCUGUCUAUUGUCACUGGGGCUCAAUUCGAAAUUGGAGAUUCUGGGCUAAAGAAAGUUUUAUUCUUGCGACUUCGUUUCUCUAAAUUUACCAAUGCUACAGCUGUGAGACAACCUGUGUGGGAUGGUUCACCUGGCUUGGCCCAGAAAUCCGGAAUAAUUUCAUCUCUUAUUAGCACACGCUUCUCCUCCGCUGCUCAAAAACCACCCCCAAAGCCAUCUGAUGUGAACAUUAACUCUGCUGUGUACCCUGGUGGUCCUCCGGUGCCCACUCAGACACCCAAACUUCUUAGGUUUGUAGACACAACAGAAAUGACACGAGGGCCGCAGGACUCACCUGGCUAUUGGGUUGUAUCUGGUGCGAGGCUUAUUGUUGAUAAGGGUAAAAUAUCUCUUCAAGUAAAGUAUUCUCUUCUCACAGUGAUUUUACCUGAUGAGGAGGUGUCAGAAGAAUUCUGAUGGGAAACUAUUGGACGGGAAUAAUGGUAAAAAGAACAAGAGAAUUGAAUGGUUUAUCCUUAGGAAAGAGAAUGGGGGUUGGAUUCGGUUGUUUUUUUCUUCUGUAUUUUUUAUGUUCAUAUUUUCAUUAGAGAGAAUGCGUUAAAAUGUUGUAUGAGUUGUUGUAUAUAAAAUUUUUUUACAUGUAUUUUUGGUUUGUAAAUUUUACUUGAUUUCCUGUAGGUACUCCUUUAUGGUGCGAAUAUUUGAAUAUUUGAUUUGGAAGAGCUUCUUCUUCUUCUUA
Ziziphus jujuba (common jujube) is the source of this 2582-nucleotide messenger RNA. Its product is annotated as MACPF domain-containing protein At4g24290. The transcript is spliced from 7 exons. The record is from RefSeq and is a predicted model, not a curated record. The coding region runs from base 473 to 2299 and encodes 608 amino acids. Gene Ontology annotation, cellular component: plasma membrane. Gene Ontology annotation, biological process: regulation of salicylic acid mediated signaling pathway; plant-type hypersensitive response. Lineage: Eukaryota; Viridiplantae; Streptophyta; Magnoliopsida; Rosales; Rhamnaceae.